Molecule: messenger RNA, 2422 nt
Organism: Ceraceosorus guamensis
Lineage: Eukaryota; Fungi; Basidiomycota; Exobasidiomycetes; Ceraceosorales; Ceraceosoraceae
Exons: 5
Coding region: 271-1992 (573 amino acids)
Biological process (GO): amino acid transmembrane transport
Cellular component (GO): vacuolar membrane
Molecular function (GO): amino acid transmembrane transporter activity
Source: RefSeq, a predicted model, not a curated record
CCCACCGGGAGUGAUUGCGUUUUUGAUUCGUGAUCGGCACAUCUGUCCUCCUGACCUUGACCCCAUUCCAGCAGCCUCUUCGGGUUUGACCCGGCAACGCAACCGGACGAUCGCCUUUAAGAAAGCCUAGCGGUCAGAGGCUGGCUGCCUUGCUACUCCUCACCCUUGCGUCAGCAUCUGCCUGUACUGCUUGCUCAAGGCAUUUCUGGCGGCCCCAGCGCAGGAGUAACAUUGACUUGAAGACCAUUUCUGUACCAUCCGGUGACGAAGAUGUCCGCGAAAGAUCACAGCCCCGGACAGCCACUCGUGAACGCUGCCGACUCCAAAGAUGCAAAGAGCGAUGGCUUCCAGGUAGAGUCUGGCGAGAUGGUAGGAUCGGAAAAGUCAUCUGCGGCACGCGCACCAUUAUCAGGCAUCACGAGGUACUUUACCGGCCCAGAGCUGGAAGCGCGCAAAGCAAGGUACCGAGAAGCGGACAUGCUCAGCGACGAGAUCGAGACGGACGCGACGGCUGCUGGAGGAGAAGGCGGAGCAGAAAAAGCGAAGCAGAGCGCGUUGAACAAGAGGGAGACAAGCGGCUUGAAGAGGGAUAUGGGCUGGAAAGGCUGCGCUUGGAACAUCACCGCCUACUCCAUCGCCCUCGGUGUACUCAGCUUGCCCAACGUGGCAGCCACGGUUGGCAUUGUGCCUUACAUUUUCCUCAUCCUCAUCUUCGCCUACCUGACCUGGUUCACUGGUAUCAGCUAUUGGCACCUCCAGCAAAGAUAUCCGGGCAUCCACUCUCUCGAAGACGCAGGCCAUUUGCUCUUUGGCAGACCAGGUAGGGUCAUCUUCGGAACUUUGCAGUACCUAUUCUCCAUCUGCUUGGCUGGCAACCACGUUUUGCUAGGUGCCAAGGCAUUCUCUCGGCUGGGAUGGCACGCGCCAGAGACGUGUGCCAUCGCGCUCUACUUCACCUUUACCGUGAUCUCCUUCCUCUUCACCUUGCCACGCAGCUACAAACUCUUCAGCUACCUCGCAGUCGUCUCUGUGUGCUGCAUCACAAUCGUCAUCAUCAUCACGAUGAUAGCGGCCAACAUCUCUGGACCCGUCAAUCAACCCGUAGGAUCGCCUGAACCUGGCAUCAGAGCUUUCGGCUCUCUGCUCGAUCCUCCGCCCACCUUUUUGCAGGGCAUGCUCGGCGUCAGCAACCUCUUUGUAAGCUUUGGUGCGAGUCCUACGUAUCUACCGGUCAUGGCGGAGAUGCACAACCCCAAACGAGACUUUCCUCGCGCUCUAGCUUUCCUUGCCAUCUUUCAAGUCGUCGUCUAUCUCCUCGUCGGUGGUGUUGUGGAACGAGGCUUGGGACAAUAUGUCGAGUCGCCCAGCUUGGCGAGCUUGAGCCCAGUGAUGAGCAAGAUCGGGUAUGGAAUCGGACUGCCGACCAUUCUGCUUGCCGGCUGUGCAAGCGGACAAGUGGCUGCGAAGCACAUCUACGUCAAGCUCGGUCGCACACAGCCCAGCUUAUUUCGUACCAAGGCUCGUGGGUGGUCCGUUUGGAUCUUUGUCAAUGUCAUCAAUUGGAUACUGGCUUGGAUACUCGCCGAAUGCAUUCCGUUCUUCUCCAGCUUCCUCGGUGUGGAGUCGAGCGCGUUCUGGACAGCAUUCUUGGCAUUUGGCGCCGCUUUCAUGCUGUUCUGCGCUUACGACGACAAGCUGCGCGUGGGCGGCAAAGCACAGGUUUCCGGCGAUAUGGAUCUCACGGCAUACCGAGACGAGGUCCUGAUCGCCAGCACGGAAGAAGAAGCACGCACUCAACACUCCACCUUGCUGCGCUGGGCGUGCACAAUUCCUAGUCGCCCAGCCAGCGCGUGGACCUUUGCUCUCAUCGUUUGGCUCAUCACUUCCCUCGUUUGCAUAACGGGAAUGUGGGGAGCUGCCCUGUCCAUCAGGGACUCGUACGCUCAAGGCGUUGUCGGGCGUCCCUUCUCUUGUGCCAUUACCGAUGCCUGAUCUGCCAAAUGUAGCAUAGCGGCCGAAUUCGCAUCGGAGGUCGAUCACAAUAUCGAGUCGAAGAUGACAUCGGCAUGCACCCAAAAUGAUCACGCGUGUGUCGAGUUUGCGCUCGUCGCGUACAUGUGAUAGUCGAGGCCUGCUACAGCCCCAGCGAGCCGCGCAACUCGUCUUCCAAGCCAGCGAGGUCUUUAGCGGUCCUGCCUUCCUUUUUCAACUUUGCGUUCCUCUCCUCCUCUAAUCUCUCUAGCAUUUCCGAGUGCGCUUUCCUCUCUUCAGCCUCUUUACGCAUGGCAGCUUGAUCAUUGCUGUCGCCCUGCUUCCAAGCUUCUCCAUGCUCAUGCGCCUCUCGCUCUUCGGAAGGAAGCGCAAGCAGCUCGCUGGUACAGCGUGCGCAUGUACACGGUCCAAACAUCCAAUCACGCCAGAG